Molecule: messenger RNA, 9039 nt
Organism: Nasonia vitripennis (jewel wasp)
Lineage: Eukaryota; Metazoa; Arthropoda; Insecta; Hymenoptera; Pteromalidae
Product: disintegrin and metalloproteinase domain-containing protein 10
Exons: 17
Coding region: 2647-6060 (1137 amino acids)
Biological process (GO): membrane protein ectodomain proteolysis; Notch signaling pathway
Cellular component (GO): plasma membrane
Molecular function (GO): metalloendopeptidase activity
Source: RefSeq, a predicted model, not a curated record
UUUAUCCCGCAUUAUUUCGCCCGCUGAUCCGAGGAUGCCUCUCGGUUUAUACUCUCGCGUCGCGCACGCGUCUCCCGCUAAAGGAGACACCUGUUAGGAGCGUUGCUCUGUUAUUUUUAGAACACACCGGCGAUAGGUGCAUAUUAUUAUAUCGGCCGCGGUUUCGACCAUGAACUCGGCAUAUAGGAACCACGGUUACAUGAGCAGAGAGUCACGCAGCUCUCGAUGAGUGUAUAAACGCUUUGACCAUGACUUCGGGGAAUAUACUUAUAUUCGUGAGGGUCCGCGACGCGCGGUGUACCACUUACUUGCCGGAAGCUGCCUUAUUGUUUUCCUUCGCGGUAGAAAAGUUUCUGGCGUCGCGCGCGCGCUUGUUUUCCUUUUUUUUUCCUGCAUCCACUGUCUCGACGGGUGCACUUCGAAAGGUGCAGAGGGAGCAACUGUUUCGUAGUGUUAUCCAAGUUUUUACUCGCGGAAAAAACGGCUUAGUCGAGCCAUUUAACCGCUAAAAGUUUCGUUAGAACGAGGAGAGAGAGAGAGAGAGAGAGAGAGAGAGAGAGAGAGAGAGAGAGAGCUCGUUCAUCAUUCACGCCAGUCACUUGAAUGACGAUAAAAGAUCUGAAUUAUCCUCCAUACUCUUGAUUAUUUUUUCGGCAACACUAUAUCGCCGUGAACACGAGCCGAUCAAAUCAUUGAUCCGUUGCGAACUAUGCGAACUAGUUUCUAUAAUAAAUACUAUGAACUCGCGCUUAAAACAACUGAUGGUCACUACGCGCGCGUAUACUGGUCGCAUUUAUUCGCAACUGAAGGGAAAUACACUCUGCACGUGCGUUUCGGUAUAGAGCGGUAUUAGCGAACAAUUAUUCCGAGGCAAUAAAUAAUCCCCAACUUUCCACUCCAUUCGCGUUUCGCGCUCGCAUUUAAUGACGAUAGCGCUCUCUUUCAAUUCCGCGAAGAAUUAAAAAUAAAUUGGCCCGCGCGCAACGGUGGAAAUUAGCACUCUUAACCUACUAGCUCGCGAAACAAUAAAUUACCGUAAACGCGCGUAACUUUAGCUCGGAAACAAAAGCGCGACAUUACAAAAACUUGCCAUCGAGCGAGAGCAAAAAAUACGCAAGAAAGCAAAUUCCAGGUCGUAAGUCGAGUAUUUAACGCAGGCAUAAACGCCAAGGCAGAAAGAAAAGAAAAUUGAAGGUACGUACGGAAGAAAAAGAGUUCGGCCGUAUAAUUAACCGGCGCGCGUACAUAAUAAACAAAUGGAAGAGCGAGAGAGCGCUCGAUUCGCUAAUGAAUGGGCUGAGCCGCGAGACGAUUCAUACAGCACACAAAACGGCAUAAUACACGUGCGUCAGACGGAAAGCGAAUGAAAAGUAGCGACGACGGAGAGGUAUCGAUGGUAUUCAUUAGCCGCAAAAGAAAGGCAUGAAAAAGUGUGCAUCGUUGGCCUAAUUCCAUUCUCGCUCUCGCGCGAGUUUUUGCCGCAAUUAAACAUCGCGCACGCCUGUCUGCUCUCUCUCUCUCUCUAAGUAUUCUCCCUCUCUCUUUUCUAAUGAAAAUCCUUACGUAAGGGCAACGAUAAUAGAAGCAGCGACGGUAAGAGGGAGGACUCGCUUGCGGAAAAAAAAAUAUGAAUGACCUUGCGUGCGCGCGAAUUUCACUCGAGCCGAGAGCGUAUGCUAUAGUAUAGUGUGUUACUACAUCCGAGCGCUCUUGCGAGCUUCCGCUCGCGCGCGAGUCAUGCAUGGAUGCGCUAGACGGCUCUUCUCUCUCUCUCUCUCUCUCUCUCUCUCUCUCUCUCCAUCGGAUCGCGUUAUGCGUGCGUGCGACGGCUGAUGCGAUAUACACUAUGCAUAACUCGGUUGCGCGUUUUUACACGGCUGGCAUUAUACUCGCUGCUGCUGCUGUGUGUGUGGAUAAGUCACAUGGGUAAACAUAAGGUCGGUGUCGCAGUCGUUGAUCCCACGCGCGAUCGCUGCUUCGCAUUGGAAUAAAUCGCGCAGAAAGGGGAUUUUGUGAUUAAUUUCUGUUAUUCGGAUCGAGGAAUCGCAGUCGAAUUAAUGCACCUCAUAACUCCGAUCAAUAUGUUGUUCGCUUCUUUUACGUAACGUAAAUCCAUUCUCUCACACCUUGACUGGAUUCGCGAAAUGCGCGUCGGAGAGAGCUGAUAGGGUUUCCAGUCGGAUUGCAAAAAUUCAGGCAACGCUCCUAUAUAUAACUGACAAAUUCGAAAAUCCCUUCGUACGAAACUACCUUCUAGUGACUUCACGCGUAGCUACAAAGCACCGCCGACGGCAAAUCCGAUUACGCCUUCACUCGACACUUUCUCUCGCGGUCGGUCCUUGAAAAUGGCUAUAAUCUCUCUCCGGUUCUCUCCGGUCACGGCCAGGAAAAAUACAAGCCAACGGCUGACACUGAUAACGGCGACGUCGAGGAAUAAGACAAGCGCUAGAGCAGCUCAUACGAAGAGAAAUUGUGGGAUGCUCCUGGAUAAGUCAGCGGUGAGAGGAGCCGUAGAAGUAGCCUCGUCGUCGUUUUGGCAGCGCUGCAGGCGAAGAAGAACGAUAAGGGGCAGCAGAGGGGCAAUGCCACGUGGCAGGUAGCGUUGCACUUGGCGUGCGGCCCGGCCCCGCGAGAGGCUCACGUAAAAUGCGCCCGGCCCUGCCGCUCCUGCUCUUCUGGCUUGCCCUCGUGCAAGGCUUGCCCCUGCAUCCCGUCACGCCGCAUCUAGGAAUCAUUCGCAACUCGUACAUCCGCAGCUAUGAACCGGCCUGGUACGACGCGGCCACCCUGCGAAGACAUCGGGAUCGAGUGCGUCGCGACGCUUCGUGGCCCGCAAAGGAUCAGCCACUUAUCCUCCGUGUUCGUGCUCUCGACAAGCAAUGGACAAUGCGCUUGGUGCACGACUCGGGCUUAUUCUCGAAGGACGCCGUGUUCGAGGGCUCCAACGGGCUCAUCGACUUCGACGUCAGCCACUCUUACACCGGCACGAUACUCGAGGACGAGAGCGCGGUGGUGCAGGGAGUCGUGACGGAGGACGGCCUGCUGGACGGCAGCGUCGUCACGGGCAUCGACGAGUACUACAUAGAGCCGGCCAGCAGAUACCUGUCUUCGGAGGAGGACACCUCGCCGCCGUACCACACCAUAGCCUACCGCAUCUCGGAUGUCGAGAAGCCGCCCCAGCCACUCAGGUGCGCCAGUCAGAGUCUCAAGGAGCAAUGGAGUCUCGGAUCGACGCCGGUCAACGAUACGUCGGAGCCGUUCUUCGAACAUCUGGUGGACAACGAGGUCCGCAUGCACGGGGGCUUCUACUCGAAGGAACCCGAGCAGGAUGACGGCGUCUCUACGGCUCAUCAGAAGAUUCGAUUACACCUGGAGCGAUUCGAGAGACAUCUGGCUAAGCGGGCGACGGUCGACCCGCGCAAGACAACGUGCAUGUUGUAUCUGCAGGCCGAUCAUCAGUUCUUCGCACGAUACGGCACGGAGGAGGCCUGCAUCGAAGUUAUGACCAGGCACGUGCAGAAAGUCAACUCGAUCUACAAGCACACAGAUUUCAAUCAAGACGGACGAGCGGACAACAUCAGCUUCAUGAUAAAGCGGGUAAAAGUGCACAGCGACGACGCGCUCAGGGAUCCGAACUACCGGUUUCCCGGCAAGUAUGGCGUCGAGAAAUACCUUGAGCUCUUUUCCGAGGAGGACUAUGACGCAUUCUGCUUGGCGUACAUGUUUACGUACCGGGACUUCGAGAUGGGCACGCUUGGACUGGCCUGGACCGGAGACCUGAAAAAUGCCGGUGGCGUCUGCGAGAAGAACGGGCACUAUCGUGGCAGCAUGAAAUCCCUGAACACCGGCAUAGUGACUUUAUUAAACUACGGUAAGCACGUGCCACCUGCAGUCUCCCAUGUGACGCUCGCUCAUGAGAUUGGCCACAAUUUCGGCUCGCCGCACGAUCCGGAGCAGUGCACACCGGGUGGAGAGGACGGAAAUUUCAUAAUGUUUGCCCGCGCGACCAGCGGCGACAAGCGCAACAAUAAUCGCUUUAGCCCCUGCAGCCUAAAUGCCAUCAACCCCGUGCUCAACACCAAAGCCCGCUCGGCCAAAGGCUGCUUCACCGAACCCCAAGCGUCGCUCUGCGGCAACGGCGUCGUCGAGGACGGCGAGGAAUGCGACUGCGGCUGGGAGGAGGAUUGCCGAGAUUCCUGCUGUUUCCCUCAGCGACGUUACCCGCCGCCCGGGGAGGUGCCGUGUACGUUGACGCCCGGAUCAGUUUGCAGUCCCAGUCAAGGCCCGUGCUGCACGACGGACUGCAGGCUGAGAUUCGGCGACAAGUGCCGGGACGACAACGGCUGUCGGGACGCGAGUUUUUGCGACGGGCGGGCGCCCUACUGUCCACCCUCCAUUAACAAGCCCAACAAAACCAUCUGCAAUCAAGAGCUCGUCUGUUUCAUGGGGGAGUGUACGGGCAGUAUUUGCCUCGCCUACGGACUCGAAUCUUGCCAGUGCAUCCCCGGACCCGACGACCCUGCCACCAAGGCCUGCGAGCUCUGCUGCCGCUUGCCAGGGGAGAAUCAACCCUGCCUCUCGUCGUUCGAUUGGAACUCGCCGCCGUACGACAUUCCUGACAUGUUUGCGAAGCCAGGCACGCCCUGCAACGACUACAACGGCUACUGUGACGUUUUCCAAAAGUGCAGGGAAGUCGAUCCUAGUGGACCUCUGGCUACCCUCAGGAAACUCCUGCUUUCCGAUGAGAGUCUCGCCACCUUCCGACGCUGGAUUUCGGAGCACUGGUAUGCUGCGACCCUCAUCGUCCUCGGCGCUAUUUCCAUAUUGGUGAUGAGCACGAAAUUGUUGCGAAAAAGACCGGGCAAGAAGCUCAAGUCCGUGACGAUAAUCCACAGCUCGACGACGGAAACGGUACGACUACCGCCGGAGGGAGCCGAGGGGGUGACUGUCCACCCUCCAGCAGUUCGAGCGAAGCUGCCACUCAGCAAGAAGGUUCGCGAGAAGAGACGCAGACCCAAGCGUAAGAAGGAUGUCACGGCUCACGACAAGUCUUCCAAGGCAAAGAGAAAACGCGUAGUUGCAGCGGCAGCUACGGCAGUAGACGAGGACAAUUCGCGCAAGCGACAAUCCGCGGUGGUGUUAAACAAUAGUUCCGGCCCAGGCAUCCUCGACGCAACGAAGCAACUACAACAGUUCAUGCAACGAGCGCCGAAGGACAAGCCAGACAAGGCUGCCCUCGAAGCAGCCGUAGCUGCUGCCGGCAAGAAAAAGACGACACAGCAGCAGCCUCAACCAGCCCAACAUCGAAAGAAAAAGGAGGUCAUUGACUAUUCGGCGGCACAGGCCGAGAAACAGGACGUGGCCGCUGCCGCGGCUGCUGCACCUGUGACUAACGCGACGGCGAACCCCUUGCCUGCAACCAUGGUCAUAGGAGCCGUCGGAGGUGCUAACGCUGCGGAUCCCAAGAGCAAGGUGCGCUCUUGGUUGUUGGCCUCGCACACACCCGCGGCUGGUGCUGCCGCUCUACCCAAGAGCAAGUCCAGUCCGAUGAACCUGCAGGCCAACCCCGUCGCCGGCCUGCAGCCAACCAGGCCCUCCGCGUCUGCGGCUCGCAACGCACGACAAGUGAGUUUGAGAAGACUGGCUGGCUCUAAAUCGCGCAGUGCUGGUAACCUGAACCGUAACGAUACCGCGGCGGCAGCCUCCAACUCCAAGAAUGACCGUGUAAGGUUGCAGGUGCUUUAUAAGCCACCGUUCAAAUUCACGGUGCGUUUGCGUAAGGCCGACAAGGUGGGUCAGCUACCAGCUGGUGCGUCGAGACAGCAGCAGCAACAAGCAGCUAACCCUGCAGGACCAAGGACUGGAGUGCUUGUGCGAUCGCUCGCCGCCGACAAGAGCAAACAAGAGCGUAAGCAGCGCAAGUCCAAGCCAAGCAGGGCUUCAUCCAAGCUCAGCCAAGCUUCCUGUAUUGCCGAGCCGGCCAACUCGGACCUACACACCGUGCCGUCGGACCUCGAGGUGCUACUGUCUGAGAGCGAGUUUCUCUUUAAUGACGCGUGAUCAACCAUUUAUAGGCCGCAUUGCUUUAGCUAUCGAUCAAAAAUACAUCUUUGCUAUAAAUAAGAGAGAAAAUAACUGCCUGUGCACUUAUGUACAAAAGGACUAAUUCAAAAUGACGGUCAGAUAGAUGUGUCGGAGAUACUACGAGCUCGCACUGUUGUAUAUAAGAUUUACUGUGAUCUAUAGCGAGCCUCGUGUACCUUGUAGUCAUUGUCGUCGAUGACUUUGAGGUAAAGUAAUAACGUUCCUGCAGGCGACCACAUAGUGCGUCGGCGAGAUAAGAGACCUCUCACACCUACGGAUUUACGAGUACUUACAAAUGCGGCCGGGAACUUUUCUUCAUUUGUAUUAUUUUGCUCGUGCCCAUGCAUCUAUUUCAGAUGCGCCAUCGUCUUUAUCGCUUGCCUCUUUAAGAUUUUAUUGUAUUCUUACACAUUUUUAAUUUUUUUCUCUUUAAUUACUCGUUAUUAUUUUCUAAUUGAAAAUACAUUGAAUCUUCUCAGAUUCUAUGGCGAAGAUGCACUUAAUCGACUAGUCAUAGGUUCACCGGUGAGCUAGAUCUUUUGCUCGUGCGUUUACUAGGAAAUUUGAAAUUUCCACGUCCAUAUUUUUCUUCCGUCUUAAGUUCUAUGACCAUUCACGCAUGUGUUCAGAUUUAAUACUCUUAUGCUGCUCAAUGUUUACCAUUUUGGUGACUACAUUUUUUGUACGUUUGCGAUAUCGUGAGAUUCAAGACUAUUGAACAAUUUAAAAAAAGAAACGUUUAAAAUAUAAGUAGAAAUAUUUUCAAAUUUUAGUCUUGAAAAUUGAUAUUACAGAUUAACGAGGACGUGGAGAUUUUGUAGCGAGUACGCGCGAAAUGCAUUCAAAACUGUCAAUAUAUACAUUAUACAUAUAAUUAUUCCCUCUGCCGGAGCUUUAUUGCAAGAUGCUGCAUUAUAUUGGUUUACACAGCAACAAGAGUCGAGGUAGGUUAUCGGAAAGGGAUCAAAUGUAGUUAAGAAUUUGGUCGUGUUAAAACUGCACGUACCAAUGCGAGUCAUUGCGAAAAUGCUGCCACAUCCUUCUAUUAGAAACUGUGUCGUUGUUGAUAAAAAAAUCAAAUCGAGCUGCAGUAAGGAUAAGCGGAAAAAUGAUGCCUUCAAAGUAUGAAAUUGAAUUUUUUGUGAAUAAUUUAAAAUGAUUGGAGCUGCACAGAGAUUGGUAACAAUGACUUAAUAAAUUAGUAAUAUCUUGCCUAUGUUGUGCGAGAAUAUACAAGGUUGUAACAAAGGCUUCGUACAACUCUCUAACAUGGUUCCCGCAACUAGGGUAUUCUAUAGUCGAACGUUCGAGCCACGAAGCCGGCGCACGGUUCUUGCAUGUAAAUAUGCGCAAACUAAACGUAAUUUGAAUAUAAAGCAGGGGGAUAUGUGUGCGUAGAGUGGGAGAUAAAAGAGGAAAAGAAAAGAGGAUCUGCCUGCUUUUGACACGAAAGUUGAUGUUCCAGCAAAAGAACGAUAGUUUGCUAAGUCGCAACUUAUACUGAUAUUUUUGUGAUGCUGUAAAUAUUUGUAUCAAAUCUCAAGUAUCCAAGUCCAAGCGUGCAUUUUACCAGUUGACCACUUUCGGUCGACUACUUUUAUAAUUCUGCAUCUUCUUCUUAGCCCAGUACUCAUUAUUAUUAUUAUUUUAUUAUUAUUAACAUUCAGCAUGUACUACUUAACGCAUUACCGAAGAUUAAUUAUUUGUUUUACUUAUGGUUGCUUUGACAAAUGUAAUCUUUAUUAAUUUCGCUACUACGCCGCUAUCUUGAUUAUUAUUAUUAUUAUCGUCAUCAUUAUUAUUAUUAUUAUUAUUAUUAUUAUUAUUAUUAUUAUUAUUAUUAUUAUUAUUAUUAUUGCUAUUCUAUUGCGCAAACUAUUAUUACAAAUAAACCAUAUAAAUAGCGGUCUUCGUUAAUUUUCUGUAUCGUAGAUGCUGCGAAGUACUGGAACUUGAUUAUUCCCCUUACCUUUACUGUAAUUCUGCGUAAAAACUUUCAAUAGAUAAAACGGCUUGAAUACUACGUAAAUGACUAAUUGGUGCUUUGUAAAUAAAUUAAAAACAAUUUGUUGAUCAUUUAAGAAUAGAAUAAAGAUAACUGUUGGAUUUAAAAUAAAAUCCAAUAGAAAUACGUGAACGUCCAAGUACUGCCCAGCUCCGAUGCAACAUUUCGUGACUAUCGCUAAAAUUCAAAUUCUAUGCUUUUUCAGUACUUAUUUGUUGAAUCGUUCAUGGGCCCAUUCAUUACAUCCAUGGAAUCAAACAUGAUUGAGCUCAUGACUGAUUAAACAGAAAAAGCCAAGAGUUUGAGAUAGGAAUUUAGAGUUUUCAUGAGCAAGACUUAAGUUCUUGUAUAAAAAUCUACUAUUGACUGGUCUUCCACUUUAUUGGGUUUCUUCAUCUACUUUUGACAAGGAUUCCAUUUUAUUAAAGUGACUUUAGCCAAGUGCUUAAUUUUUAGUGUAAGUAUAUUGCUCUAGCCUAAAUAUGCAAUGAUAUUGCGUAAAAAAAAAGAAUAAAAUGAAAAACUAGUUAUAACUAAUUUAAUGUGAAUUCAUCAUGUAGAAAUACGACGAGUGAAAAAUAAUAAUUAUGAAAACUCUGUAUGGAACAAAUGUAUGCAACUAAUCAACGACAAAUUAAUUGUUCAUAUUUUAUAGAUAUUUCGAUUUGCGCCCGAAUGUGUUGGAUCAUUUUUAAAACUGUAAUAUAAAAAACGUUUUUGUAUACAUGUUAUUUUUUGAGCCGACAAACGAAUUAUUAAAAGUCCUGUUAGACUUUUCUAAAAUAGCCUGGCUACUUAAUAUGUCAAAAUCUCAUUAGUAAACUAAAAAUGGUUGCUGCUGUAUUUUUACACGAAAAUUAAGUGUAAAUAACGUUAACGAUGGCUGUAACAUUCUUGUACUAUGUAUAUAUACAAAUGUACUAAUAAAGUCUAGGAUGAUACUUUAAAAA